Ceutorhynchus assimilis (cabbage seed weevil) is the source of this 8326-nucleotide messenger RNA. Lineage: Eukaryota; Metazoa; Arthropoda; Insecta; Coleoptera; Curculionidae. The record is from the annotation of a GenBank genome assembly.
UUUAAUUCAGUCUGACUAUCUAUCUUCAUUCUUCCACCAUUCUGAAAUGUUCUACUAUCAUAAAUUUUUAAUAUAAAAAUGUAUUAUUGAUAAUAAAUGAAACAGUAAGGUGAUACAAUGUUAAAAAUUAAUAAAUCGAUUGUUUCAAAUAAUAAAAAAAAUAAAAUGAGCGCUUUUUGGGCGUUGGUUGCAUAAACUGAGCCAAGUGAGGUUGAACGAAGUCGCCGUUGCUACCAAACAAAACAAGUUUUCUGCCGGUACUUCAUUCAGUUGACAAUAGAACUUCACUCAGCAAUGUGUGAAUGUGUGCUAGUUUUACUUUUUGUCUGAUUUUUGCUGGUUUUGCGUUAAGUUGAAAUAUUUCUUGUGAUUUAGUUGCUAUGGGAAAGAAGACCAAGAAAAAGGUUCUGAAGCACAAUCAAAAAAGGCUGAAGAAUCAGGUAAAGUUGAUCCACAACGGAGACAACCACAGCAGAAGAGGGGCUUGCCCAUUGCUGUAAUUCCAAAAGAAGGCCAUAGUGACCAGAAAGGCCGAGGAUCUAGGACCAGACUUUCUGAGUCAAUGACUAAUCUAGAACGGGACAUAGAACGACAGUCGAGGGCCUUGCGUCUUAGUCUUGAAUCCUCAGGAAUAGGCAGAAAUGGAAAACAAGACCAAAAGAGAGGACCUGAAACAACAUCCAGGAAGACUGAAUCAGGGAAAGUUGAUCCACAACCGAGAUUACAACAGCAGAACAGGGGCUUGCACCUUGCUGUAACUCCAAAAGAAGGCCGUAGUGCCCAGAAAAACCAAGGAUCUGGAGGAUUGAUUAGAAUUUCUCAGUCUUUGGUUAAUCUACAUCGACUACAUCAGGAACAGGAACCACAAAGAGGCCGUGGGAGCAGGAGAGGCAGAGGGAGAGGAUCUGGAGGAAGGGGUGGAUCUCCUCAUAGCUUAAAUACCACAAGACAAGGAAGAGGAAGAGGAAGAGGAAAUGAGAGGGCUAAUGACAACAGAUCGAACAACGGAGAAUUUCGUUCAGGACAUUCUAGUCAUGGAGCUUAUCGACAACCCAGACCAGAAAGGACUAUGGGUUUUAAAUAUGUCGAAAGACAAGUCGGCAACCCAUCGAUUCAGCAAGUGAUUUUAGACAUGUCGAAUGAUAAGAACGGUUUCAAGAAAUUAAUUGACGCCAAUGAAAUGUGCGAAGACAUGAUUGUCUUAGUGGUGAAGCUUGUUCGAAAUAUAUGCGGCUCUACAUUCGAUAAUAAUAAACUUGCGCUACUAAAUUUGGUUUUGAAAAGUAGAUUUAUGGAAAAGUUGAUUCUUUAUAUUAAUGGAAUCGUUACUCAGAGCCCGCGUGAAAAGAAGUUUAACCGAAAGUUCUGGGAGGACCCCGACGAAUUUUGGAAUGCUUUGAUCAAAAUUUCGACUACUGUACUGGAAAUAACACCAAGUUAUUGCGAUGUUAUAAUGAAACUGUUAAAAACAAUGAUGGUUUACUUUCCUCUGAUAGAAGAUGCUCACUCAAUACAAAUUCUGGACAGUAUCAAAACACAAACUGAAAAUUUAUAUGCUAUAGUUGAGAAAAAAGUUAAUAACGUGGAGAUGGAUAAGCCAAAUGUAAGGAAUAAUAUUCCUGUAGAUGAAGAUAUAGAGCCCCCGGAUGAUUUUCGUCAAAUUCCAAUCAUACCAAGUCCCCAAGAGGUUGUUAGUGACGCAUUUCCGUUUUUGAGAGAAAAUAAGAUCAUUAAAGCUUAUAACAGUGUUGACCAGUAUUUGGAUAUUCAAUUCAGAUUGUUGCGAGAAGAUUUUGUAGCCCCUUUACGUAGAGGUAUUUGCACUCAUCUCAGAAACCAACCCAAACCGAAAGAAGAUUGGAAGAAACUAGAUGAUAUUAAAAUAUAUCGUCGGAUCAGAUUUAUUAGUGUCGAAACAGUGAACGAAUUUAACUGUUACAAAAUUCGCUAUGAUUUUAGUAAGCAAAAACGGAGUUUUACUUAUGAAAAUUCUAAGAAAUUUAUGUUUGGAUCGUUGGUUUGUUUUACAAAUGAUAACUUUCAAAGUUUACUUUUUGGUAAGAUUGUACAGAGAGAUGUCAAGUUACUCGAACAGGGAUUGUUGAUUGUUGGUUUUCAUCAGGAUGUCGAGAUAAAUUUCGAGUCUGAUUAUCUUAUGGUAGAGUCUCGUGUUUAUUUUGAACCAUACUACCAAGUACUAAACGUACUCCAACACAUGAAACCAGAUACAUUUCCGAUGGAACCUUACAUUAUCAGAGUGGAAACUGGAUCUCGUCCACCAAGAUAUCUCCUGAAACCAACAGAUGUUAACUAUACUGUGGAAUUGCAAAGUUUUAAGCCCUUAAACUUUCCUCCGACAAGGUUCUAUAAUUUGAAUGAUUCACAAUUAAGUGCCUUUAGGGGUGCUCUCACUGAUGAGUUUUCAAUUAUACAGGGACCGCCUGGGACAGGAAAAACUUAUUUGGGUUUGAAAAUUGCACAAACGCUGCUUGAAAAUAAACGCGUUUGGUACAACCGUAGUCCUAUUUUAGUCAUUUGCUAUACCAAUCACGCCUUAGAUCAGUUUCUAGAAGGCUUAUUACCAAUUACCGAUGAAAUACUCAGAGUGGGAAGCCGAUCUAAGAAUGAGGCACUUAAAAAUUUUAAUUUACAAAGCAGAAGAAUUGGAGCAUACCAUAAUACGGCGGUUCAACAAAAACGAUGGGCAGUUAGAGAUUAUAUGGAAAGACUAAAGACUUUAAGUGAUAUUUUGAGUGACAUCGAUAAAAAUGAAAGUAUAUUGGAAGUUAACUGCUUUUUUGAAGUAGUAAAAAAUUUAAAGAAUACUUGGUUUGGGAAAGCUAAGUCUGAUGAUAUCAAAAAAUGGCUGUUGGAAGGUAAAAAAAGACGUGGUAAUAAUCAGCCCGCCAGGGAAAGAGAUAAUUUGAACCAGGUCCAAGAAGGUCCCGCGUCAACUGAAAAUCCAGAAGAUAUUGAUCAGGAUGAACCAGAAUUUGAAUUUUUGGACGAUAUUUUUGCUGACAUCACAACAAAGACUCGGAGACCUUUAUUAACUUUGAAUCAGUUGAACUAUAAAUAUGAAAUGCUUCGAAAAGAAUUAAUUAGUUUACCAAAAUACCCAAAAGAUUUGGAAACUGUGUUGCACUGUGAAAAACUCGAAUGGGAACUUUGGGAAACAGAAACUGAUCUGGAUUAUCUUACAGCUCAGAUGGCGCGUUACAAUGAUGUAGGUCAGAUAAGGAAACCCCGCGAUGUUGACCUUAUCAAUCCAUUUAAUAUGCGCUCAGUCGACAGAUGGGAUCUUUAUUACUAUUGGACAAGUCUUUAUGCAAAUCACCUGAGGAAUCAAUACCAGCAAAGCAGCAUUCGUUUUCGCACCUUGUAUAAAGAGUACACUGAAUUGCGUGAUAUAGAAGAUAGCGAACUUAUGACAGAACACUUGGUCAUUGGAAUGACUACUACUGGAGCUGCCAGAUUACAAUCAUCUUUACAGGCGUUAAAAAGUCCCAUUGUAAUAGUUGAAGAAGCUGCCGAGGUUUUGGAGGCUCACAUAGUGGCGGCCUUAACCAAUCAUUGUCAGCAUUUAAUUCUGAUUGGCGAUCAUCUGCAGCUAAAACCUUCAGCUGCUGAUUAUAAUAUUGAAGUGAAAUAUAAACUUGGUAUAAGUUUGUUUGAAAGAAUGGUAAUAAAUAACAUCAGAUGUCAUACGCUGAAUGUCCAACAUCGUAUGAGGCCAGAAAUAUCAAAACUCGUCAAACCUCAUAUUUAUCCUGACUUGAUGGACCAUGAAUCUACGCUGCAACGUAAUCCAAUUGCAGGCAUAGAUAGAUGUCUCUAUUUUAUUGAUCACCAAGAGCCAGAAGAUUCAUGCUCAGAUGAGAGCAAGAAAAACGUACACGAGUCAAAGUUUAUCAUCGCCUUGGCUCGCCAUUUAAUUUUAAAUGAUUAUGAAUCCAAACAAAUCACCAUUUUGACACCCUACUUGGGUCAGUAUUUCGAAAUGGUUCGUGAGAAAAAGAAACCUGGCAAUUAUCAAUUUUUACAAGAUGUUCGCAUUAGUGUAUUGGAUAAUUAUCAAGGCGAGGAAAGCGACAUUAUUCUGCUAUCGCUGGUCAGAAGUAACUUUGAAGACAAAGCCGGUUUCCUGAAGAUUCAAAAUAGAGUUUGCGUGGCCUUAUCCAGAGCUAGAGAUGGAUUUUACAUAAUAGGAAAUAUGAAUUUGCUAUUGAAGUGUGGCAGCGAAAAUGAGAUUUGGGAAAAAAUCAAAGCAGUAUUGGAUGAACAAAACGCCAUCGGUACUCAUUUGACUCUAAAAUGUCAAGUGCACCUGCAUAGAUUAACCCAGGUCAAUACUGGUGAAGAUUUUGUUAAGUUGAGCGAAGGAGGCUGCGAUUUGUUGUGCGAAGCUAAAAUUUCAUGCGGACAUAUUUGCAAAAGCUUAUGCCAUGUAAAAGACAGAGACCAUAAAUUGUAUGAGUGUAUUGAAAAAUGCAACAGAUUACUAUGUAACAACACUUCUCACGUCUGUAAGAAACUCUGCUAUAUGAACUGUGGUCCCUGCUGCUAUUUGGUAUCCAGAAAACUGGAUUGCGGCCACGAAGUCGACAUAGAAUGUCACAUCGAUCCGACUCAGUACAAAUGCCAAGUACUGGUACAUACUAAGUUGCCGUGCGAUCACGAAGCUAUGAAGCCUUGUUCAGAGGAUCCUGCGACGUUUCUGUGUCCGUUUCCUUGCGAUACGCGUGUGGAACCUUGCGGACAUCCUUGUAAGAGAAACUGUCAUAUUAGAAUUGAUCCUGAUCAUUUGAAGUACAAAUGCACAAAACAAUGCGACAAACCUCGAAAAGGUUGUCAACAAUCUGAAGACGAAAAGCACAUGUGUAACAGAUUCUGUUAUGAGGAUUGCGAAAAAUGUUAUGUUUGCGUGAGGAAAAUGAAGUCUUGCGGCCAUUGUUAUGAUAUACCUUGUAGAGAUAAUGUCGAGGACAUUAUUUGCGAAAGACGUUGCAAUAAGAAAUUGCCCUGCGACCAUCCUUGCAAGAGCAAAUGUUUUGAAGAUUGUGGACCUUGUCAAGUAGUGGUAUCAAAGACCAUUCCUGAUUGCAAUCACACAGUCAAAAUUCAGUGUUGGAAAAAGCCGGAAAGGCAAUUGUGCCAUUCCCAAAAAUGCCCCAGGGUGCUUAAAUGCGGCCAUGAUUGCAAAAGAGCUUGUAAAUUAACUUGCACCGAAAAUUGCCAGGAAAUGGUUGAUUGUCUCAUACGAGCACCUUGUGGACACGACGUUAAAAAAAUUAUGUGCCAUUUGAGAAAUACCACUGAUUCCAAAAUCCUAUUGAAGUACUGUACUGAGCCGUGCAAGAUGGAACUCAAGUGUAAAACUCGCAAUUUGCCACAUCUCUGUUCAGGCACGUGUGGCGAAUGCAUGCAGGGUCGUAUACAUCGAAGAUGUACUGAAAAAUGUGGAGUGAGGCUUGUAUGCAAUCACGAAUGUCCGAUUCCUUGUCGACAGGCCUGCAAACCGUGUUCUUUGCCUUGUCGAAUAAGGUGCACUCACAGCAAGUGCACCAAAAAAUGCGGCGAACCUUGUACGCCGUGUAAAGCUCCAUGUAAUAGAAAGUGUGAGCAUGUAGAAUGUAGGCGGUUCUGUGGAGAAAUUUGUAACGUGGAUCCCUGUAAAGAAAAAUGUCCAAAAUCUUUAAAAUGCGGUCACCCAUGCGUCGGUUUUUGUGGCGAUCCUUGUCCACCAUUGUGUCGUAUUUGCGACCAGGAAGAACUGACAGAAAUAACCUUCGGAACGGAAGAAGAUGAAGAUGCAAUUUUCGUUGUCCUUAAAGAUUGCAAUCAUGUUCUAGAAUCAUCAGGAUUGGAAACUUGGUUGAAUCAAAACGACGACAUGAUUGGGCUCAAAACUUGCCCCAAGUGUACCACAACUAUUACUAGUACAGAAAGAUAUAGUGGUUAUAUCAAACGUUCAAUACAAGAUAUAUCAAAUGCCAAACAAAUAUCAUUCGGAUUAGCCAAAGAAAAUGAAGCCCUAAAGAAUAAACUAUCUGCUGAUUUAGAGGAAUUAAUUAAGACCAACACUUCAAGUAACUUAAUGAAAGAGUGUUAUGCCCUUCAAUUCACCAUAAAAACCCUAUUGAAUCGUCUAAAACCAGCCAAAAACAAUCGCAGACAGCCGAUUAACAAAAUCGAAUUAAAUGCCAUUACUUCGAAAACUCAAACGAUCGUUGGUAUUAUCGAAUGCUUCAAAGAUGCCAAAUGUAGCUUCAACGAUAAGGACGAGUCGAUUCAACACGUCAAAAUUCUCUUGGAAGUGCUGAUGCGGUCAGAAGAUCAUGUGACUAACCAGGAAGUUGAAGACUUGGAAUGGGAAAUUCAACGAUUGCAAAGAAUCGUGCAGUUUGAUGAUAUUCAAAAGUCUGCGCAAUUUAGGAUGGCCUCUAUUCGCCCAGAUGUAACGAAACUUAAAGAUAAUAUUAAGGAAGUUUUGCUUGGGAAUAAAAGAUAUACCAGUUUCUUGGAUGAAGCUAUCAAGAAGAACUUGAAUGAGUUAAUUCAGAAAGUAGACUGCGCGGUUCAAAUUUCUGAUAAGGAACGUCUGGAAAUAGUGCAAGCUUUGAAUUUUAGGCAAGGGCAUUGGUAUAAAUGUCCAAACGGGCAUCCAUAUGUCAUCGACGAUUGUGGAGGGGCAAAUCAAAUUUCUACAUGUAUUUGUGGUGAGAAAAUAGGAGGAACGAAUCAUCAUCUUUUGCGAAGUAAUGCACUGGCUGGUGAAAUGGAUGGUGCGACACGUCAUGCUUGGCCUGGAGGUUUAUAUUGAAACUCAAAAAAUUAUUUUGUGUUCAUAAAUUUACUAUUAUUCUUCUGUUUAAUAUUUUUAUCGUAACUAUUAGUUAUAAGUGCCUUACAUUUGAGUUUUUCACAUUGUAGCCCUAAUUUUAAUACACCAACUUUUGCAUCUGGGAUAAAUUUGCUAAAUGAGACAGUAAGAGAAAAAUUUAAUGAAUUGAUUCUUGAUUUUUACUGCACCGUGAAUAUUUUCAAUAAGAAUUAUAUGGAAAUAGUAUCUUUGGUCAUUUACAUUGGUCCAAACAGGUAUAUCCAUAGACCUCCUAUAAUUGAUUGUGGGGGCGGAGGAAUUGCUGAAUGUUUUUUUUUUGGGCUAGAAUUCCAAGAAUAUUAUUUUACUAGAAAAUGUAAUAGCUGGUGGAAAGGAUCAUGUCUAGCGAGUAAUUUUAUAUUAUUUAGUUUAGUUAUUAUUUUUCAUAAGUUAUUACUUAUAAGUGCCUUACAUUUAAGCUUAUCAUCAUGUACCCACAAUUAUAAGGCACCAACUUUUGCAUCUGGAAUGAGACAUUAAAUUGCUGGAUGAGACAAAAAAUACAACGAAUCAUCUUUUACCAAAUAAUGCAAUGGUUGGUGGAAAGGGUAGUAUGAUAGGUCAUGCCUUGUUAUUUAAAAUUUUAUUAAUAAUUUUUGUGUAUGUUGUAUCUCAAAAAUGCUCAAUGUUGAGUUCACCAUAAUCAUUGAUAAACUUAUGAGUGAAUCUUUUGUUGUCCAAGAUUAAUGUUACUGCUCAGAAUAAAUCGAUUAGAUAAUCUGCAAAAUUACUUUCAGUAUUUUAGGCAAUUUGAAAAAUGUAUCAUGUUCACUGGAAUUUUUUAUAAAUGGUUGCAAAUCAUCAUGGAAUUUUCAAAUUAAAAAACAGAACAAAAAUCAUAAUUCAAUCACUUCCCAUAACCGGGUGAAAGUCAUAGCUCCAUAACAAUAAUUUAAAUAAUUUCCGGCCCAUCGAACAGAUCUAUUUUACAUUGAUUUUUGCAUCGUAAUAAACACCCGUUAAAUUUUCGCUUUGUUAACUUACAAAGUGAAUUUUUUGGCCAUUGAAAAUAGACGCGGGAACUCUAUUCAGUUAUUCGCAUAGAAAGUGACGAUAAUUUACAUUGAUAAAUCACAGUCAACAAAUAAUCAAAAUAAAUUAUCUUCUCAUAGCAGCAGAGUUUCUGGAUAUGCUUGACUGGUAAACAAAUUAUAAAACUAAAAAUCCGUAAAACUUAUGACAAUUUUCCCAUAAGAUUAUUUGACUUGAAAAAAAAAGGGGUUCGAUUAUUGAGCAUUCAUGGGUGGUCUUUGUUUUUAUUACAGGAAUGACAUUAGGCAUUUAAGAAUUGGUAAUUAAAAUGCAUUAUUUUUGUUCAUGGUAUUUUGUAAUGUUUAAUGAAGGGCUACAAUAUGCAGGUUUUUGAUUUUACACUGCAUCUGCCCUAAAAAAAUCUAUCAUUUGAUUUAAAAAAGAUUCAAUAAAAAAAAGGAACUUCCUGUC